AUGGAACCCAAUGAAAUGCCUGCUAACCACCACUGCUCCUCAGACUCUGCCCUAGGGAGUGAGCCCAGAGCUCCCCAAGGCAUGGAGCUCAUCCCCAGAAGAGCUGUCAGUCGCUCUCCAACCUGUGCCCGCUGCCGCAACCAUGGCGUCACUGCCCACCUUAAGGGCCACAAGCGCCUCUGCCUCUUUCAGGCUUGCGAGUGUCACAAAUGUGUCCUCAUCCUGGAGCGCAGAAGAGUCAUGGCUGCCCAGGUGGCCUUGAGGAGGCAGCAGGAGGCUCAGCUAAAGAGGCACCUGGCUCAGGGACUGAUGAAAAGAGGAGCAGCCCCUCUCAAAGCUGCUAGCCAUGUCAAGAAGGGAGCCACUCGACCAGGGGUCCCCUCUGGAAAGGAGAACAUAGCACCCCUGCCUCAGACACCCCAUGGGGCAGCCCCACUGGCACUGACAUCCCCUGGGAAGGACAACUCCCAUGGGCCUCUACUGCUCAGCCGUCCCUCAGAAGCCUUGCCUUUGCCCUGGACUCCAGUGCCUCGGGGCUCGUGGGCCCCUGGAUACUGGCUGCCUCCAGGUCUCUCCAUGCCACCCCCAGUGGUGUGCCGCUUUCUACGCCAAGAACCUGCUGUCCCUCUGCAUCCCUUCCCUGGCUUUGACCCUGGCACCUCCCUCCGGCUGCCCACUCAGGGGCCCCUGCCAACUUGCCCAGGAUCUCGCCCAGUAUUGAUGGCUCCUCUUUCUGGAGAGCCCCAAGGGCCCCCUAAUCUGCCCUGCACAUGCUCAACUCUGAUACUCCAGUCUUGUAGCACCACAGACCCUCUUCUGCUACAGCCACAGGCCCCUGGAGACUCUUGCCUGGCCUGGACAUCUGCCCCCUCAGAGUGGCAGCUGCAGCGGGAGGCAGCUGAGGCCCUUGUGGGGCUGAAAGAUUCAUCCCAGCCUCCCCGCCUGACCCCUUCCAUCCCCCCCAACCCUGCCUGGAUCUCUCUGCUCCAUCCCUGUGGCCCUCCAGCUCCUGCUGGAGGAAGAGGAUUCCAGCCUGUUGGCCCCUCUCUCCAACCCAGCCCAGCCCCCUCCAUUGCUCUGCCUAUUGGGCAUCUGGGAUCCAUCUCCCUCUUGAGCUAG
Molecule: messenger RNA, 1119 nt
Organism: Cynocephalus volans (Philippine flying lemur)
Lineage: Eukaryota; Metazoa; Chordata; Mammalia; Dermoptera; Cynocephalidae
Gene: DMRTC2
Product: DMRT like family C2
Exons: 8
Coding region: 1-1119 (372 amino acids)
Biological process (GO): regulation of transcription by RNA polymerase II; sex differentiation; germ cell development
Cellular component (GO): nucleus
Molecular function (GO): DNA-binding transcription factor activity, RNA polymerase II-specific; RNA polymerase II cis-regulatory region sequence-specific DNA binding
Source: RefSeq, a predicted model, not a curated record